AUGGUUCCUAGCAGAAAUUUCGUGGCCAUGAUCUCAGAGGAUGACUUUCACCACAGUGCAAACGCCACCUACAGACCUGCAGGCAGCAAUCUCCGAGCUGACCAGGAAGCGCUCCUUGAGAAGCUGCUAGACCGCCCGCCGCCCGGCCUGCAGAGGCCCAAGGACCGCUUCAACGGUACCUACAUCAUCUUCUUCAGCUUGGGCAUCGGUGGCCUACUGCCAUGGAACUUCUUUGUCGCUGCCAAGGAGUACUGGCUAUUCAAACUCCGCAACUGCUCCAGCCCAACCGCAGGGGAGGAAGCCACGGGUUCGGACAUCUUGAACUACUUUGAGAGCUACCUGACCGUUGCCUCCACCGUUUCCUCCGUGCUGUGCCUCAUGGCGAACUUCCUGCUCGUCAACAGGGUUCCGAUUCGUGUCCGUGUGCUGGCCUCAUUGACCGUCAUGCUGGCCGUCUUCUUGCUGAUGACCGUGCUAGUGAAGGUGGACACCUCGUCCUGGACCAGUGGCUUCUUUGCUGUCACCAUUGUCUGCAUGGCAAUCCUCAGCGGCACGUCCACUGUCUUCAGUAGCACUGUCUUCGGCAUGACUGGCUCCUUCCCCAUGAGGAAUUCUCAGGCACUGAUAUCAGGAGGAGCCAUGGGGGGCACCAUCAGUGCCGUGGCCCUGCUGGUGGACCUGGCCGCGUCCAGCGAGGUGACGGACAGCACUCUGGCCUUCUUCCUGACCGCGGACGUGUUCCUGGGGCUGUGCGUGGGGCUCUGCCUGCUGCUGCCGCGGCUGGACUACGCCAGGUUCUACCUGAGGCCUGUCUGGCCGGCCUGUGUGUUUCCCAGUGAAGAGCAGCCACCCCAGGACUACCCCAGCGCCCCUUCGGCAGCCCCUGGAUCCGGCGCGUCCUCGAUCCCGCCCCUCCGCCCCAUCCUGAAGAAGACAGCCGGCCUGGGCUUCUGUAUCAUCUACCUCUUCUUCAUCACCGGCCUCGUCUUCCCCGCCAUCUCCACCAACAUCGAGUCCCUGGACAAGGACUCGGGCUCACCGUGGACUACCACGUUCUUCGUCCCCCUCACCACCUUCCUCCUGUUUAACUUCGCGGACUUGUGUGGCCGGCAGGUCACGGCCUGGAUUCAGGCGCCAGGGCCCAGAAGUAAGGUGCUGCCCGGGCUGGUGCUCCUCCGGACCUGCUUCAUCCCCCUGUUCGUGUUCUGCAACUACCAGCCCCGCGUCCACCUGCACACGGUGGUCUUCCGGUCCGACCUCUACCCGGUGUUCUUCACCUCCCUGCUGGGGCUCAGCAAUGGCUACCUCAGCGCCCUGGCCCUCAUGUACGGGCCCAAGAUCGUGCCCAGGGAGCUGGCCGAGGCCACGGGGGUGGUGAUGUCCUUUUACGUGUGCGUGGGCUUGGUACUCGGCUCGGCCUGCUCUGCCCUGCUCGUGCACCUCAUCUAA
This is a messenger RNA of Puma concolor (puma), 1449 nucleotides long. NCBI's taxonomy places the organism in Eukaryota, Metazoa, Chordata, Mammalia, Carnivora, Felidae. The record is from RefSeq and is a predicted model, not a curated record.